AUGAACCUUCCGCUCUCAUCGGAUGAGGUCGCAUUUGGUCGCAAGGUGGAAGAGGCCAACAAACUAUACUCUGGUCAAGUCCAUGCCUACAAGGUGGAGGUCCAGCGACUUGUGGACGAGCAGGCGGCGCUUGAGCGGGAGAGGAAGCCAUUGAAGACCCCACGCGCUGUUGUGCCUGUUGUGCAUCCUGUCCCUUGCGCUCGAUGCGUAAAGGCCAAGAAGCCUUGCGUUGGCAAGCCAGGAAAUUCCUGUGAGCUGUGCAAGGAUGCUUGCAAGAAAUGCGAGUACUCUACUCAUAGGCAUGGAGUCGCAAAGGAGAAGGGCUGCUGCAUGCGCUGUUGCGCAAAGGCAGCGGUAAAAGGCGCCCUCUGCUCCCACUCCAAGUUCCUCUGCGGGGCGGUGAAGGAUCUUCAACUCAGCUGA
This is a messenger RNA of Suillus subalutaceus, 423 nucleotides long. RefSeq lists its product as uncharacterized. Bases 1 to 423 code for a protein of 140 amino acids. The transcript has 4 exons. Lineage: Eukaryota; Fungi; Basidiomycota; Agaricomycetes; Boletales; Suillaceae. The record is from RefSeq and is a predicted model, not a curated record.